Capsella rubella is the source of this 3331-nucleotide messenger RNA. RefSeq names its product protein argonaute 5. NCBI's taxonomy places the organism in Eukaryota, Viridiplantae, Streptophyta, Magnoliopsida, Brassicales, Brassicaceae. Gene Ontology annotation, molecular function: protein binding; RNA binding. Bases 1 to 3072 code for a protein of 1023 amino acids. The transcript is spliced from 20 exons. Gene Ontology annotation, biological process: regulatory ncRNA-mediated post-transcriptional gene silencing. Gene Ontology annotation, cellular component: cytoplasm. The record is from RefSeq and is a predicted model, not a curated record.
AUGUCGAAUCGUGGCGGUCACGGCGGCGGUGGUCGUGGCGGAAGAGGAGGAAGGAGGUCUGACCAGAGACAAGAUCAGUCUUCUGGUUCCGUUGCUUGGCCUGGUUUACCACAAACCUCCGGUGGUGGUCGUGGUGUUUCUGGUGGGAGAGGUCGUGGUAACGUCGGGACCGGAGAUCUGACGGCGACGGAGGUUCCUGUUUCUGGUGGGAGAGGUCGCGGUAACGUUGGACGAGGGGGUUUUACUGGAGAUCCGACGACGGCGAGUCAAGUUUCUGGCGGGAGAGGUCGUGGUAACGUCGGACGUGGGGGUUUCACCGGAGCUCCGACGGCGAGUCAAGUUGUUCCUUCUGUUGCGUCUUCUUCUAAGACGAUGGUGGUGGCUUCUGCUUCUGCUUCUUCGUCUAAGGAGGAGAGGACGGUUGUUACGGAGGUUUCUGACGCGGCUGCGGCUUUGGCGAAGGUUCAGAUUUCUCCGCCGGAGACGAAACCGGAGUCUACUCUUCCUCCGUCGUCGUCAAAGGCUGUGCCGCUUCAGUUACGACCAGGGCGUGGCACUGUUGGGAGGAAAAUCACUGUUCGUGCGAAUCAUUUCCUUGUUCAAGUCGCCGAUCGUGAUCUCUACCAUUACGAUGUUACGAUCAAUCCUGAGGUGAUAUCAAAGACUGUGAACAGGAACGUGAUGAAAGCUCUGGUUAGUAUGUAUAAAGAGUCUCACUUGGGAGGGAAGUCUCCUGCGUAUGAUGGAAGGAAAAGCAUCUACACUGCUGGUGCUUUACCUUUUGAAUCCAAAGAGUUUGUUGUGGAUCUGACUGAAAAAUUAGCUGAUGGUUCUCCUGGGAAGGAUAGAAAGUUUAAAGUUGCUAUAAAGCAGGUGGCUUCAAGACCUGAUCUUUAUCAGUUGCAACAGUUUCUGCGUCAGAGGCAAAGAGAGGCUCCGUAUGAUGUUAUCCAACUGCUGGAUGUUGUUCUAAGGGAUCAGCCUUCUAAAGAUUAUGUCUCUGUUGGGAGGUCUUUUUUCAGCACUGUUUUUGGUAAGGGUGAGCUUGGAGAUGGUGUUGAGUACUGGAGAGGCUAUUUCCAAAGUCUAAGGUUAACUCAGAUGGGCCUGUCUCUUAACAUUGACGUUUCAGCAAGAUCGUUCUAUGAACCCAUUGUUGUCACAGACUUUAUUAGCAAGUUUCUGAAUAUAAGGGACAUGAGCAGACCACUUAAUGACUCAGAUAGGCUCAAGGUGAAGAAAGUUUUGAAGACAGUAAAAGUUAAGUUGCUACAUUGGAAGAACGGAAAAACUGCCAAGAUUACUGGGAUUUCCACCUGUCCCAUCAGUCAGCUAAGGUUCACUUUAGAGGACAAGUCAGAGAAGACGGUUGUACAAUAUUUUUUUGAAAGAUAUAAUCAUAGGGUGAGAUACCCGGCUCUACCUGCUAUCCAAACUGGGAAUGACUCAAGACCUGUCUACAUACCCAUGGAACUAUGUCAAAUUGUUGGAGAGCAGCGAUACACGAAAAGGCUCAAUGAGAAGCAAGUGACGGCAUUGUUAAAAGCUACCUGCCAACGACCUGAAGAAAGAGAGAGAUCAAUACAAAGAUUGGUUGUGGGAAAUAAAUAUGACAGCCCUCUUGUGAAGGAGUUUGGGAUGUCAGUGACUUCCCAACUAGCCUCGAUUGAAGCUCGUGUACUUCCUCCACCAAUGUUGAAGUACCAUGAUAGUGGUAGAGAGAAAAUGGUAAAUCCGAGGCAAGGACAGUGGAACAUGAUUAACAAGAAAAUGGUUAAUGGAGCACGUGUUGAUCGUUGGACUUGCGUAAAUUUCUCUCGGCGAAUUGACCAACGUUUACCCGAAGAGUUCUGCUAUCAGCUGACUGAGAUGUGUGUCAGUAAAGGAAUGCAAUUUAAUCCAGCACCUGUUAUUCCACUCAUCUCUGAUCCGCGUCAAUCAAUCGAGGAAGCUCUUCACGAUAUUCACAAAAGGGCAGCUGGUAUCCAACUACUGAUUGUCAUAUUACCUGACGUGACUGGAUCAUACGGAAAAAUCAAAAGGAUCUGUGAAACAGAAUUGGGGAUCGUCUCUCAGUGUUGUCAACCAAGACAAGUUGUUAAACUCAAUAAUCAGUACAUGGAAAAUGUUGCCUUGAAGAUUAACGUCAAGACUGGGGGAAGGAACACUGUUCUGAAUGAUGCUAUCAGAAGAAACAUACCUCUUAUUACUGAUCGCCCAACCAUAAUCAUGGGUGCUGAUGUGACUCACCCGCAACCUGGAGAGGACUCGAGUCCUUCUAUUGCUGCUGUUGUAGCCUCAAUGGACUGGCCUGAAAUAACAAAAUACCGAGCAUUAGUUUCUGCUCAGGCUCAUAGGGAAGAAAUCAUCCAGGACCUGUAUAAGCUGGAACAGGAUCCACAGCGAGGGUUAAUCCACUCUGGUUUAAUAAGAGAACAUUUCAUAGCAUUCAGGAAGGCUACGGGGCAAAUACCUUCGAGGAUCAUAUUCUACCGUGAUGGUGUCAGUGAAGGGCAGUUCAACCAGGUUCUUUUCCAUGAGAUGAAUGCUAUACGCAAGGCUUGUAACUCUCUCCAGAAGGAUUAUCUUCCUCGCGUCACUUUCGUAAUAGUCCAGAAACGACACCACACUCGUUUGUUCCCUGCUGAACACGGGAAUCGUGAUAUGACUGAUAAGAGUGGCAAUAUUCUUCCAGGUACUGUGGUUGACACUCAAAUCUGUCAUCCAAAUGAGUUUGACUUCUAUUUGAACAGCCACGCUGGUAUACAGGGAACAAGCAGGCCGGCGCACUACCAUGUGCUUUACGACGAGAACGGUUUCUCAGCUGAUGCAAUGCAAACACUAACCAACAACCUUUGCUACACGUAUGCAAGGUGCACUAAAGCAGUGUCGAUUGUGCCACCAGCUUACUAUGCGCACUUGGCUGCUUUCCGAGCUCGCUAUUACAUGGAGAGUGAGUUCUCAGAUGGAGGCUCGAGCAGGUCGAGGAACACGACCACAACUGCAGGUGCAGUCGCUUCGAAGCUCCCAGCAGUAAAAGACAACGUCAAGGAUGUGAUGUUUUAUUGCUGAUGAAGUGAUAUGAUUUGAUACUUCUCUAUUUUGCUAGUUUUAAUAGCCGUUAAUACUUUUGAAGAAAACUAUAUACAUUCGGCUCUCGGGUUUAUAUCUCUUUUGGGGUUUGGCUUGGAAUGUUUUAAAAGACUCGGCCAACUUUUUUCUCUUAGGAUUAUAAUUAUGGUGUAGACAAUGGUCUGGUGACUAAGUUUGUCGUUUGUGAAAAACAAAAGGUUAAUUAUGGGUUUUUUUGGAUAAAGAUCUAAACUCUGAA